Messenger RNA from Colletotrichum spaethianum, 1551 nucleotides. RefSeq names its product sulfite oxidase, mitochondrial. The transcript has 4 exons. NCBI's taxonomy places the organism in Eukaryota, Fungi, Ascomycota, Sordariomycetes, Glomerellales, Glomerellaceae. Gene Ontology annotation, molecular function: molybdenum ion binding; oxidoreductase activity. The coding region runs from base 1 to 1551 and encodes 516 amino acids. Gene Ontology annotation, cellular component: mitochondrion. The record is from RefSeq and is a predicted model, not a curated record.
AUGGCUCCUGCUGAACCAUAUGCCAUCCCCUUCAGGGCGAAGGGUGUGAUCCCAGAAUUCAAAGAAGAGAGGGAGGGCUGGAAGGGAUAUAUUGAAUGGGAAAAGUACCCUGAGAAGAAGAAGCAGGUUGAGGAGCUCAUGGCCCAAUAUGAAUUUCCUGACCCACCUGAAUUCCAAUUUGAACCGUUGCCCAAGACCAACCCCAUUCUCAAAGGAGAACGAUGGAAGCAGUACCACUAUGCUCUUGGACUGGGACACCUCACCGAAAUCAGCUGGGACAUCGUCAAGAAAGAAAAGUCGGAGGACAUGAUCCACGUGUUGCAGUUUCCCUACAACGGCGAACCCCCGCGCGAUCGCCUCGUCGAGACGGAAAUUACCGACAACAAAGACCACUUCGUUCGCAACCAUGGCGGCAUCCCUGAGAUUGACGAGGACAAAUACACCCUCGACAUCACUGGCCUCGUCAACAACCCGCAGACACUUACGCUCCACGACCUCAAGACCAAGUUCCCGCACCAAAGCAACGUGGUCUCGCUCCAGUGUUCCGGUACUCGCCGCAUCGAGCAGAUCGCGCAGUACCCCGGUGAUGGCGACGAGCUCAUCAACGCCCCAUGGGGCGAGGGCGCCAUUGGCACGGCCCGCUGGACGGGCGUCAGCCUGAAGAAGGUGAUCAAGUACUGCGGCGGACUGAAGGACGGGGCGGGCCACAUCGAGUUUUACGGCGCCGACACGUACUUCAAGAAGGGCAGGGUGUACAACUAUGCGGUGAGCGUGCCCUGGCGCAAGGUGAAGGUGAACGAGGUCCUCCUCGCGUGGGAGAUGAACGGCGAGCCGCUGCCCAAGAUCCACGGGUUCCCGUUGAGGGCCGUCGUGUUCGGGUACAUUGGCGCGCGAAGCGCGAAGUGGCUGACAGAGAUCCGGGCCAUCCCAAACGAGAGCCCGGCGCCGGUGCAGAGGCGGGAGUACAUUUAUUACACGCCACAGAUCGGGAAGCAGAACGUAAAGUACAGCAACGGCUUCUCGAUCCAGGAAAUGCCCGUAUCGUCGGCCAUCAUGUCGCCUGUGGACAUGGACCAGAUCAUCCACGACGGCAAGAUCAAGGUGCGCGGAUGGGCGUUCUCUGGUGGCGGGCAUUGGCCCGUGAGGGUCGAGGUCAGCGCAGACGGCGGAUCUGUGUGGUACGAGGUGCCGUAUGACAAAAUGACCACGAAGUACUUCCACGCGUGGCGGCUGUGGGAGAUUGAGCUGCCGGUGGACGCGGAGGGGUGGUUGGAGUUCUGCGUGAGGACGUGGGACAACGCGUGUAACACGCAGCCUACUUAUGUGCGGUCCGCUUGGAACUGGGACCUUCACGUCACGUCCUCGGCCCACCGCAUCAAGGUCUACAGCAUGAACCGGUCCAGACCCGAGACGGCUGCCAGGCUGAACAAGCUCGAGGAGAAGGGAAUUCCCAUCUUGCCGAUCACGCACCCUGUCGAGAUCGAUCUGGAGUCGGAUGAGGAGUACGAGAGGAACAUGGCAGCCCAGGGUGGUCGUGAUCCGAAGGAGUGA